Messenger RNA from Xenia sp. Carnegie-2017, 1129 nucleotides. RefSeq names its product tetraspanin-36-like. The transcript has 3 exons. The coding region runs from base 109 to 1077 and encodes 322 amino acids. Lineage: Eukaryota; Metazoa; Cnidaria; Anthozoa; Malacalcyonacea; Xeniidae. The record is from RefSeq and is a predicted model, not a curated record. Gene Ontology annotation, cellular component: membrane.
CCUUGGAUUCGUCGAAUAUGUUCGUGCUAAUGAAUAUAAAAGAAAAUUUUAAGAAUUAUUGAGAUGUUUACAAUCGAGAAACAGGCCAAGCGUUAAUCUCAGCAUACGAUGAGUGAAUCUAAAGCUGUGAAAAAGAUAUUUUAUUUCUUUCUAUUGCUCUCAUUUUCAAGUAGAAUUAUCAUAAUAUGUUUUACGGACCUUAAAGAGACGCCCAUGGGAAAAAUCGUACAAUUAAAAGCUAGAAUAUAUCCUUAUAAAUGGGAAUUUCGUACAGGAUUUCUGUUUCUUCUCUUAUUUAUAGUUGUCUUAGCAUUCAUAUCUGUGAAGAAAGAAUUACAUAGAAUUAAUAUCACUCUGGCUAUCUUAGUGAGUAUUUUGAUAAUAUGUGAGAUAGCCUUGGCAGUGAAGAACUUAAAUUGGCAAAAUGAAAAAUCUCAAGUCAUUAAGACACAAGGCGAUGGUAACAAAAUACUUCAGUCUUACGGGUUUGAUCCAGUGACAUCACAUAUCAUGGAUUAUGUUCAGAUAAAAUAUUCAUGUUGUGGUAUUGUGGACUAUCGUGAUUGGUUUACUACAAACUGGGCAACACGUGCUAUGAAACAAAAUGCAGUGCCUGCAUCUUGUUGCAAAAUUUCUGGACCAGGCUGUGGGGAUGAUCUUGACAUCAAGGAUCCAUUCGAGAACAUAUUUGUACAAGGUUGUACACAACUUUUAUACUUCAGUACGACUCGUAUGUAUGAUUAUUAUGGUGUUGGAAUGGCCAUGUUAUUUUUAAAUUGGUGUUUAGUGUUUACAUGUAUUAUAUUAGCUUGUACAGUAACAUAUAGCAGUGGUAUAAGUCGAGAUCAGUUUUUCGCUGGUGAGAAGCCAGAGAAAAAAGAGGAAAAGAGUGAUAACAACGCUUCAAAUAAACAUGGUAGUGUUGAUAAGCGAGCAAAAACAAGCGUGAAAAGGACUGGUGACGAACUUGACUUUGCUGAGGAAAAUAAGGCUCCAAAUGGAGCGAGGAAUUUAUUAAUAGAUAAAUCUGACGAACAAAUUAAUGUUGAAAAUCUCAAUUUACGUGACGAUCUUUAGCAAAUUAUCAACAAUAUAGAAGUUGAAUAAUAUUUCUUUCCACAUUGACAAA